AUGUACCAGGUUGCCGAGCGUCUUCUGCCUCUACUCAAGGCGGAGGUGGAGGAGAUGCUGGCGUUGGCCGUGAUUGAGAGGUUGACUAGUGAGUGGAGUAAUCCAGUGGUGCUAGUGCCAAAAAAGGAUGUCACUAUGCGCUUUUGCAUUGACUUUCGGCGCGUAAACGCGCAGUCUCAGUUUGACGCUUACCCCAUGCCCCAGCUUGAGGAUUUGAUUGAGCGCCUGGGGGAAGCGUCACAUAUUGGACUCGGGGCGCCUGCCAUGUUCCAGAGAAUUAUGGACAGUGUCUUGGCUGGCACGGACUCUUUUCCUGCGGCCUACCUGGAUGACAUUCUGGUGUACAGCACCACUUGGGAGGAGCAUCUGCAUCAUCUAGUUAAGGUUUUGCAGCGGAUUGAGCGUGCUGGUCUGACUGUCCACCCACAUAAAUGUGCACAUGUCCAGGAGGAGGUAAGCUACCUGGGACAUGUUUUUGGCCAGGGAGUAAUCCGGCCACAGAAGGACAAGGUCCAGGCGGUGCAGGACUGUCCAUGGGCCUGGACAAAAAAUUACGUUCGGCCCUUCCUAAGUUUGGUGGGCUGGUACCGCCAGGAAUUAGGAGUUUACAAGCCUCUGUACUUUUUGUUGGCAUUUGUCCUUUAUAUCCUCAUCAUUACAGUCAACUUAACUUUGAUCUUAAUAGUGACAAUAGAAAAAAGCCUCCAUGAGCCUAUGUACAUUUUCCUAUCUAAUCUAUGUGUGAAUGGACUUUAUGGGACUGUUGGGUUUUACCCUAAAUUUUUGCUGGAUUUGCAAUUGGAUGUUCACACAAUAACCUACAGUUGGUGUAUUAUACAAGCGUAUGUGAUUUAUACAUCUGCAAUGUGUGAAAUCACAAUUUUAACAGUGAUGUCUUAUGACCGCUAUGUGGCCAUUUGCAGGCCCUUGCAAUACCAUAGCAUUUUGACUCCACGUGGUAUUUUAAAGUUGCUUGUACUGGCCUGGGCUUAUCCUCUUUUGACAUCUUUAAUAUCUGUUUUCCUUACUGUUAGAAUACCCAUUUGUGGAUCUCAGAUCCGUAAACUAUUCUGUGACAAUCCUUCAAUAUUAAAGCUGGGAUGUUCUAAAGCCGUAGCCAACCAGAUGUUUAGUAUGGUACUAAUUACAGUUCAGAUUCUACAAAUUGUUUUCAUUUUCAUUUCUUAUGCUCAUAUUGUCAAGGUUUGUAUAUCAUCCAGUGAGGGAAGAACAAAGUUUACUAAAACUUGCGUGCCCCAUAUUUCGGUUUUGGUCAUCUUCUUUAUGACAGCACUGUCCGAUCUUAUUUACGGCUGGGAUGGUUCAGAAAGUCUUCCAGUUAGUCUACGUAAUGCAUUGGCUCUACAAUUUUUGAUUCUUCCUCCACUACUGAAUCCAAUAAUUUAUGGGCUUCAACUUCCACAGAUCCGAAAAAAAGACUUACUAUUGGAUAAGGUGAUGACAAGACAACCAGACCAAGAGGACAACCCGACUGAGCACUGCCCAGAUAAGUGGAAUCGGUCGGAAGGCAUGAACUGCCAAUCUGUCGGUCUUGGUACCCCUUUGGACAGCGAGUCUGCUGCGAUGUUGAGGUGA
Clupea harengus (Atlantic herring) is the source of this 1596-nucleotide messenger RNA. Its product is annotated as olfactory receptor 6N1-like. Gene Ontology annotation, biological process: detection of chemical stimulus involved in sensory perception of smell; G protein-coupled receptor signaling pathway. Gene Ontology annotation, cellular component: membrane. Lineage: Eukaryota; Metazoa; Chordata; Actinopteri; Clupeiformes; Clupeidae. The record is from RefSeq and is a predicted model, not a curated record. Gene Ontology annotation, molecular function: odorant binding; G protein-coupled receptor activity; olfactory receptor activity.